AUUCAAUUUUGAUUGUUCGUCCCGCGGGGCGUCUCUAUAUAAGAAAAAGUUCUCCCUUUUCUCUUUGGCCCUUUCUUUAUUUUUUCUCCAAAGUAUAGCUUGAAUAUGACUUUUCCAUCCGAUCUCACUCUUUUUGACGACUCCUUGCUGGACCCUCAAGUACAGGCAGCCUUACCUGAUGGUUAUACGUUGAGAGCUUUACGUUCAAAGGAUUAUGAAAGAGGCUUUCUUGACGUAUUAAAGGUUUUGACAGAAGUGGGACAUCAAACAGAGCAGGAAUUUUUAGACCGUUUUAUGUACAUGUACAAGCAUAAUGAUCAAUACCAUACGAUCACCAUCUCUGACAAGAACGAUAAAAUCGUUGCUGUCGGCACCAUUCUCGUCGAGAGAAAGUUUGUUCACCAUAAUGGCUUGGUAGGUCAUAUUGAAGAUAUAGCCGUGGAUCAACAUCAACAAGGCAAGAAAUUAGGACUAAGAAUCAUCCAAGCUCUUAAAUACAUUGGUGCUCGACGUGGAUGCUACAAAGUCAUCUUGGAUUGUUCAGAAAAGAAUGUACCGUUUUACCAAAAGUGUGGAUUUCAACAAAAGGAGGUUGAAAUGGCAUGGUAUGUGCCUCAAGAAAAGGCACGCUUAUAAUCUCUGCUGUAGUGUUAUCCAUCCUCAUACUGUUGUAGUCAUGUAGAAUAAAUAAACAUACCCCGCUAUACUAUUGUGAAACGUAAUGACAUCGACGUUUCUGCAUAAACUCAUAUCUACACUCUUCAUUGAUAGACCAUGAUCUUUUGAGAGACAUAGCGGACCCGGUUUCUUUAGAACGCGGGUCACGCAUUUCUUAAAAUCCAU
Messenger RNA from Mycotypha africana, 843 nucleotides. Its product is annotated as acyl-CoA N-acyltransferase. Gene Ontology annotation, cellular component: endoplasmic reticulum-Golgi intermediate compartment; endoplasmic reticulum; Golgi apparatus. Gene Ontology annotation, molecular function: glucosamine 6-phosphate N-acetyltransferase activity; monosaccharide binding. The transcript is spliced from 4 exons. NCBI's taxonomy places the organism in Eukaryota, Fungi, Mucoromycota, Mucoromycetes, Mucorales, Mycotyphaceae. The coding region runs from base 106 to 636 and encodes 176 amino acids. Gene Ontology annotation, biological process: UDP-N-acetylglucosamine biosynthetic process. The record is from RefSeq and is a predicted model, not a curated record.